UUACAACUCCUAUGUCGACGUUCAGAGGCAUCAUAUCCGAGUUUCCGCAAAUCAGAAUCGAUUACUUUCGACAUCAACCGGAUCACAAGGCGCCGUUGGCAUGUUUCCUCAGCCAUGUGCAUUCUGACCAUCUUGCGGGGUUGGAGAGUUUGAGGGCGCCCUUUGUUUAUUGUUCUGCCGCAACGCGGGAGAUACUCCUACGUCUAGAGAAAUACCACUACCGCAUCAACUUUGCCAACAACAUUCUCGAAAGCCACAAUGUUACUUACGACAAAACUAUGCGCAGGCUCGCUAAACCACUCCCCCUCGACACCCCGACGAUGAUUGAACUCGCCCCUGGAAAUAGCAUCCGCGUCACGCUCAUCGACGCAAACCAUUGUGUCGGCGCCGUCAUGUUCCUCAUCGAGGACGACGGCAAAGCAGUGCUCUACACGGGCGAUAUACGAGCAGAGACUUGGUGGGUAAACUCCUUGGUUCAGAACCCAGUGCUUUUGCCGUAUACGCUUGGAUCCAAACGACUGGAGUGCAUGUAUUUGGACACCACGUUUGCGACGAAGAAUGAAUUGUAUCGGGAGUUUCCGAGCAAAGCGCAGGGGAUUACGGAACUGCUCGAAGAAGUUAGUGAAUUCUCCGAGGACACAGUUUUCUACUUUCAUUCCUGGACCUUUGGCUAUGAGAAUGUCUGGAUUGCGCUGUCUGCGUUCUUGGGUGAGAGGAUACAUGUAGAUGACUAUCGAGCACGGGUCUAUGGCUCACUAUCUACAUUGGAUAGGAAGAGUCUCCGUGAGGCUGGCCUCGACGUACAAGCUGACAACAAGUCUCUGCGAGAAUCCGGGUUUGAGAUUCGUGAAGCACCGGCGUUGUGUGGGUUCAGGAAUGGAAAUCAUAUACAAUCCGGCUGCCUCACCUCUCGGGAGAAUGCACGCAUACACGGCUGCGAACAUGGCAUGGGCUGCCCAGUCAUAGACCAGGACGCAGACGCAAAAGUAGUCCACAUCAUCCCGAUCGUAACCCGCGCCAACGGCACUGAGAUAGCAGAACUCGGCGCUGGAGGCGGCAAGGGUGACUUGGCGCAAAAAGAAGAGCUACAGACAGACGGACUGGCAGAGAUCAGCAAACUGAUGGAGUUGUGUGCGCAGACGAUCACAGACGAGGAGUCCGUCUCCAAAGUUCUGGCGUUGCUGCAACGCACGCUUGAUGGUGGCGACGGCACAAUGAAUCUUGAUAUGCAGCUUCAAAAGCCCAGCCAGGACUCACAGGACGAUCCAUCGCUGUACACGCUCGUUGCAGCCCUCUCUUCAUACGUAUCCAAGAUCAAACUGGCCAGCAAGCCGCAGAACAAAACCAUCCGAUUCUCGUACUCACGACACUCGUCGUACCAUGAACUGUGCCAGGUCGUCGACGCUUUCUCGCCUAAAGACGUGUUCCCCUGCACAGUCGACGAGAAGAACUGGACGCCAGAAUGUAGCAUGCAAAACUUGUUCGGCGAGUACUGUUCCGGCACUACUUUCCGCCACGAUGUCGAGAUGAUACGCAUAUACGAAGAGCGACGAGAACAAGAGGUAAGGGAGAAACGGGACCGGGACGAGGUCGAGACACAACAACAGGAUACACAGACCAGCAAUGAAAGUCGAGCUCCGAGUUUCGUCGAAGCUAAGCGGAUGAAAAUAGAGGGGAAACUCAUCAGUGAAGAAGACUCAGAGGACACAUACAGGACGGCAAACGAGACGUUGUGCAAAUCGGACUUUUCUGCUGUUGUCGCACAUGAUCAGGUCGAAAUACCCAUGAUUUCUUCGCCUGCUCGAAUACCUUCGCUAUCAGCUACAUCUCCCAUAGUACAGCCUGAGAUCCUCGGCCCGGCCAUCACAUCCGACUCCCAUCUACCUCCUCCGCCAAUACCAACGUCCAGUACUAUCCAGGAAAAGAAACGGAGGAGGAAGAUGACGAAUCGGCAACUUGCGUACGAGGCUGCUAUCGGUACGCACUUGACUUGGGCGGACUACGGCGGCUUGGUGUCUACGAGGAGGAAGGAAGAUCGAGAGGAAGUGGAGUUAAUAUGAUGUGGGUUUGGACGUGG
Dothidotthia symphoricarpi CBS 119687 is the source of this 2077-nucleotide messenger RNA. RefSeq lists its product as uncharacterized. Gene Ontology annotation, biological process: protection from non-homologous end joining at telomere; interstrand cross-link repair; double-strand break repair via nonhomologous end joining. Bases 12 to 2060 code for a protein of 682 amino acids. The record is from RefSeq and is a predicted model, not a curated record. The transcript is spliced from 3 exons. NCBI's taxonomy places the organism in Eukaryota, Fungi, Ascomycota, Dothideomycetes, Pleosporales, Dothidotthiaceae. Gene Ontology annotation, molecular function: damaged DNA binding; 5'-3' DNA exonuclease activity.